GAUGUUUUGGUCUUCUAGCAAAUCUGAUUUGUGGUGAAACGACUGUAUAAAAACUUAUUUCCAUGGAAUUAGCAUUGGACUUACCUUGGAUUUUACAGUGAAUUUUUAUUUCAGCGUGAUAGGACUCGGUGGAGGACUAAAUCUUAUUUCUUGAAAAAGUAAACAAAACAGCAUGGCCUACAUGUGAUGCAAGAGGUCAUUGUGUCACAGUUCAAAGUUUACAGAUAACUUUGUAGUAUAAAUACUCGUCACCAAAAACAUAUUUUUGUGAUUUAAGUAUAUAAAAUUUUGUAAUUAUCUAUUAAAACUUCAGGACAGUCACAAAUUUCUAAUGGUGACAUAAGGCUAGUUUCCAGCGAUUUUAUUGGAUGUCAAAUGCGCUCCCUUUUCACAAUGAAGCUCAGACAACCUCCAGGAUUGGAUCUACCGUUACUUUGCAUCUUCACGCUUAUAAACUUAAUAGAUCGGACGAUACAAAACCGUUAUGACCAAGAUAGAUGGGACCAUAUCACCAUUCGGUAUGGUUUCUGGUAUGACCUGCCCACGUACCAGUCAACUGCAUUCAAGGAGGGCUAUGAAAGGCUCAAUGAUGUCUGCAAAACGGACCUGUACCAUGGUUUCUUGUUCAGACGAGAUGACAAUAUGAAAGCCAUGCCGAUCUACGAUCUCAAUGGCAACCUAGCCGGCAUACAAUCUGCUAUUCCCAGUAACAUGCGUGGCUACAAUUCCUUCAAUGAGACUAUCGACCUUCCACCCUUGGAAAUCAUGCCGCCAGUCUUGAAGGGUAUUCGAGACAGCAAUGGCAUCCUCUACUACACCGUCACAGCUUAUUUCAAGCACCCACGGCUCAUCUGCAGUCCCGUGACGCCCAAGGGUGUGCUCCCAGGUCGGGGCCUGUACAUCCAAAUGGGUUAUGACCCAGAGGACGACUUCUACCACAUACCCCGUGAUGCCACACAACUGUCCCCACUCUGGCGCAAGGGCAAUUGCAGACCUCAGAUGGGUACCUUAUACUUCAUGAACAUGUCAAACCAACUACCGUGCGAGAAAAUCUACCCUUUAUUCCUGCUCUACGACAUGGAAGGGAAUCUUGGGGCAUUCGGCUGGGUUUUCCAGGGACGACCAAACAAUUUCUUCUCCGACGAUGGCAUGGGAUGGUUUCACCUUACCCCUCCCACAUAUCCUUUCUUGUAUGAUCCUGCCAUGUUGCCGGCUUGCAUGUUCAAUGAGAAUUUCCAAGUGUUCGGGAUUCACGUGUACCUCCAAGAGCCCAACAAACUUCUGUGCGAGCCCAUAGCGCAUGUGAAACAGAAGCCCACUACACAACGACUCACACCGCCCACAAGACAGCCUCCAAAACAGACUUACAUCACUUCAAUAACGCACGACAGAAAAAGACAAAAUUCAGAAAAUUACGCCAUAGAGGCUUUGGAUACCUUACCCAUGUCUCGUGCAUCAAAAUUUUACAAUGAAUUCUCAAUAUCAGUGACAUUGGUUCUUGUGUUGUUACGUGCUUUGUUUUUACAAAAUGGUGUCUUUCAAAGAUAGGACGAGAAUAUAGUUGAAUGUAACCUUGUUUUCCAUGAGAACUUUGCAGAAUGUUUCCACAUUUCUAAAGUCGAUGCACGAGAAAUUUGUGCCAUAUCCAAAGGUUGCCAUAUUCAGUGCAUAUUACCCGCUCUCCUGCAGGGAAUACCAUUGAAACUAGAAAUCAAAGAUUCUGUCAGAAGGGUGACAGACAGCCUCAAAAUUUAGGACUCUUUUCUUUUAUGAAUUGAAUUAAGUAUACAUUUAAGUCAUUAUACUGUAGGAGAAAAUUUUAAGCAAACAUGCCCACCACCAUAUGAAUCAAGACUAUAUAAAAAUUAUUUGGCAUUUGUAAAUGCUUCAUAUCGAGCAUUCAGUGUAACACCAACAUAACUCUGUAAAGAGUUAGAAGGAGUUACCUCUGUGUUGCAAUUAACCCUAAAUAUACUUUGAUGGUUCCUAAUAAAAAAUUAGGCGUAGGAACUUGCUGAACUAAAGGGGCAAAAUUAUACCGGUAAUCUAUAAACAAAGGUGGGGUAAGGAAACAAUGUGUGAUUCAUCAGACAGGAAAAGAAUCAAAAAUGUUUUUCACUAUAUCUGCAUCACUUCACCUUGUUUACAAAAUAUGUCAGAAACAUACAAGUGGAUAAAAGUGAAAUCAGAGAAUCGAUGCUUUGUUGACUUGCUGUAACAAUCCUUUGAUGAAGUACACAUGAUUGUUACCAAGUUCUAGAGAUGUUGUGUUUAUGUAAUACCUCUGUCCCAUACAUGUAGCUUUUCAUGUCCUGUAAAACGAUACAUGUACACACAGACCCUAUUCUGGCACAUGCUCAUAGUGUAUACAUGUAUACUGUCACUUGCCCGUGCUUAGAAUAUCAAACUAUAAUAAAUCACAUAAUUUAAUAAUCAUAAUUGUUACUAGUGUUAAAUCGUCAUCAUCAUCAUCAUCAUCAUCAUCAUCAUCAUCAUCAUCAUCAUCAUCAUCAUCAACAUCAUCAUGUAAUAAAUCAAUCAAUCAAUUGUCUUUAUAAUAAUUGCAAUCAUUAUCAUUCCCUUCAUCUUUACCAAUCAAUCAUCAUUUUAAGAGUACAGUAUGAGGUUUGGACAGAGCAUGAAAUUAAACACUUAUAGAAUAUUGCUAAUACAUGUAAAGAGUAAUGUUUUAUUCCAUCCUUUAUCUAGCUUUGUGUUCUUUUUCUUGAAAUACUACUUAUCUAAAGAAAUUGUGCCUUCGGUUUGUUCAUUUUGACAAUUGAUCAUACUCGCCCGCUUUUCCAAAACCUACAUGACUUAUAAUAAAUAAAUAUCCUGUUCAUAAGAAAUGCAUUUUCAUAAGCUUAUGUCAUAGGCAAGUGUGUUAUAAUCUGGAAAAUAUUUUCCUUUAAACUCGCUGGUCAAAAACAUUACUUUAGUAUGAAUGGUUUGAAAGAUUUGUGAAUGAUCAUAAUGAUUGUGGACAAAUGUGAUUUAAAAAUCAUUAAUUGUAUGAAUGCUGCUAAGAGUUAUCACAAUAAAUUUGCACUGUUCAUUUUGUGGUGAUCAUAUAUAGUAAAACACUUUGUGAUAUGGAUUUUGUGCUACACUUUACAAAUAAAAAUAUUUAUGUAAAUACAAUGUGUU
Molecule: messenger RNA, 3147 nt
Organism: Mya arenaria
Lineage: Eukaryota; Metazoa; Mollusca; Bivalvia; Myida; Myidae
Exons: 7
Coding region: 376-1548 (390 amino acids)
Source: RefSeq, a predicted model, not a curated record